Molecule: messenger RNA, 1267 nt
Organism: Magallana angulata
Lineage: Eukaryota; Metazoa; Mollusca; Bivalvia; Ostreida; Ostreidae
Exons: 2
Coding region: 319-831 (170 amino acids)
Source: RefSeq, a predicted model, not a curated record
UCUCUAUGGGUCAGAUUAAUCGGGAAAUUAGGAACGGAACCGCUUGGUAGUUGCUGCAGAACUCUAGCACCUUGACUAUCAGCGCCAUAGUUAACCUGUGCAUAAUUAUCCCCUGCAUAAUUUCGGUCAUUGUAAACACAUACGUCUCUUUCUUGAGAAAGCAGAGUGGUGCAAAGCUGGCGAUGUUCGUCUGCCAGAGUUAGCGCGCGCAGUGCCGAGACGUUGUCUGCCUCUCGUGCCGCUGAGGUAUCAUAGUUUGACAUAGCUAGGAUUAUUUUCUUCUUGCAAACGGGAGAGUUCUCUUGUGGAAAAGAGGAGAUGGGAACACGAGUACACGACCCGCUGUUCCACUAUGAGACUCACUUUCCUGAACGACUUUCUCGUUUGCACUUGACCCCUGACCUUGGGCCACAGUCUCCACAGAGGAGGAAUCGUCGAACGAGGUCGUCCCGGCAGGAUGUCCGGUAUAAAACACAGCCGGUGACGUUCGAUGAAAUUCAGGAAGUGGAUGAAGAGAACAUUCAUGACGAAAACGCGGCUGAAGAAAUCAAGUCUAUGCAGGCAUUUUCUAGAUCAAUGGACGGUCUCUUGCCGAAAGUCGGCACCAAAGCGGGAAAGAAAGCGCCCAAAAAUGCGGAGUCUAGAUUAACCGAAACUGCGGAGGAUGGGCAAAACAAAGAAAAUGUCGACAGACCUGUUAGUGAGAAACAAACGAACACUAACGUUUCUGGCUUGCCGCCAACUGGACUGUCACGUGACCCAAGACGCCAACGGAUGACGGCGAAGGCAAAGCGCCGCCAGAUGAUGGCGGAGGCGCGGGAAGGGGAAUAAAUUUUAUUUGUUACAAGUGUAAUUUAUUUUUUUUUUCGUACCUUGUGGAAUUCUAUUUGUACAGUAUUUUGUGAUACUGUUUUACAAGCUCGUGCUACUGCAAAUAAAUACCAGGCGAAUAUACCGUUUAUUUCACAAGUUUUGUGCCUAGUGUUGCGAACAAAUCAAUCAAUCUGAUUCUAUACGUAUUUGUGGAAGUAUUACGUCUACAAACAUGAAAUAUUUAUUUUGUUACCUAUAUUGACUGAAUUUGAUAUACUGUGAUCAUAAUAUCUUAUAGGUAAACCGGUAUUACUUUCUUUAAAAAGAUAUUCAUUGUUAGACUAUGAAGCAAAAGAUGCAUGUAUAUAGCUGUCUGAAUUCAUUGCAAUGCAUUGCAGGAAUUUCAUAUUAUUCAUGGAGGUUUAGAAAUAAAUGGAGAGCUACCUAACGCCUA